Messenger RNA from Candida tropicalis MYA-3404, 495 nucleotides. RefSeq lists its product as uncharacterized. Lineage: Eukaryota; Fungi; Ascomycota; Pichiomycetes; Serinales; Debaryomycetaceae. The transcript has a single exon. The record is from RefSeq and is a predicted model, not a curated record. The coding region runs from base 1 to 495 and encodes 164 amino acids.
AUGGUGGCAGAGGUUAUGGAUACCGUGAUGGUGGUUAUAGAGAUGGUGGCAGAGGAGGUAGAUAUGGUGGCUACAGAGAUGGCGGUUACAGAGAUGGUGGCUACAGAGACGGUGGUUAUAGAGACGGCGGUAGAAGAGGCGGUUAUGGUGGCUACGGUGGUUACAGAGAUGACAGAAGAGGUGGCUACAGAGAUGAUAGAAGAGGUGGUUACAGAGAUGACAGAAGAAGAGAUGGUGGUGGUGGUGGAUACGGCGAUUACAGACGUGAUGAUGGCAGAAGAGGCUAUGACCGUGAAGAAGGUAGAAGAGGUUAUGAAGAUGAAGGUAGAAGAGGAUUCGAAGAUGAAGGUAGAAGAAACCACGAAGAAGAAGCAGGUAGACGCGAAGAAAGAAGAUACAGUAGAUCUCCUUCAAGAUCACCUCCAAGAAGAGAAAGAUCCAGAUCUCCAGAACACUUUUAAGAAGUCUACAGAUCCGUUCACAACAAUAAAAUAA